Messenger RNA from Eublepharis macularius, 4378 nucleotides. RefSeq names its product NEDD4 E3 ubiquitin protein ligase (gene NEDD4). Gene Ontology annotation, molecular function: ubiquitin protein ligase activity; sodium channel inhibitor activity; protein binding. NCBI's taxonomy places the organism in Eukaryota, Metazoa, Chordata, Lepidosauria, Squamata, Eublepharidae. The record is from RefSeq and is a predicted model, not a curated record. Gene Ontology annotation, biological process: receptor catabolic process; ubiquitin-dependent protein catabolic process; receptor internalization. Bases 24 to 2843 code for a protein of 939 amino acids. The transcript is spliced from 28 exons.
GCGCUUCCUGCCUGGUACUGGCCAUGGCGGCCGCGCCCGCCUCGCCGGGGAAGGUGCUGGGGCUGCCGGGCGGCGACGGGCAGGAAAGCACGCGGAUUGUGAGGCUGAAGAUCAUAGCUGGAAUAGACCUGGCCAAGAAGGAUAUCUUGGGCACAAGUGAUCCAUAUGUGAAAGUGACUGUAUACGAUUCAGCGCAUGGCAUUCUUACCAGUGUUCAAACCAGAACUGUUAAAAAGACCUUGGAUCCAAAGUGGAAUGAGGAAUUUUUCUUUAGAGUCAAUCCGCAGAGACACCGGUUUCUCUUGGAAGUAUUUGACGAAAACCGUUUGACAAGAGAUGACUUCCUUGGCCAAGUGGACGUUCCUCUCUGCCAGCUUCCGACAGAGAAUCCGGCUAUGGAGAGGCCGUACACGUUUAAGGAUUUUGUUCUUCAUCCACGGAGUCAUAAAUCCAGAGUGAAAGGCUUCCUCAGGCUAAAGAUGACUUACUUGCCGAAAACCCACAGCUCGGAAGAUGAUGGCGCAGAGCAGGCAGAAGAGGUAGAGCCUGGCUGGGUCAUUUUGGACCAACCAGAAGCCUCUUGCCAGCUGCAGGAGCCAGAGGCGACUCUCCCGCCAGGCUGGGAAGAAAGGCAAGACUUACUUGGCAGGACUUACUAUGUCAACCAUGAAUCCAGAAGGACGCAGUGGAAAAGGCCGACUCCUCAGGACAGCAGGCCCACUGCAGAGAGUGAAAGCGCGCAUUUGGAAGUGCAGCACGCCUUUGCUCACCGGCAUCAGAUCACAGAGGAAGCCGAAGGCCUGAGCAGCAGAGAGUCCCCGGAGAGUUGGGAAAUCAUAACAGAAGAUGAAGCAACUCUGUACAGCAACCAGGGCCCUCCUGUGGCUGUGCUGCAGAGCAAUUCAGACGCCGAGGUGCACCCCACAGAAGAAGACCCAGCUACUCAGCGGAGCCCCACAGCUCCCUGCGCUAGUGACUCGCGUAGAAGCGGCAGCCUGCAAACGUACCACCUGGAGGAACACCCGGUGCUCCCAGUGUUGCUCCCCACGUCAACAGGGCUACCACCCGGCUGGGAAGUCAAGACAGAUGAGAAAGGCAGGCCGUACUACAUAGACCACAAUUCCCAGACAACCACCUGGCAGAAGCCGGCGCUGCAGCGGGCAGCACUGGAUGACUCAUCGCAGCAGCCUCCACUGCCAUUGGUCGGGGAUCCAGGCUCUCUCCCCAAAGGCUGGGAAGUCCGUCAUGCACCGAGCGGGAGACCUUUCUUCAUUGAUCAUAACACCAAGACGACAACCUGGGAGGAUCCCAGACUGAAACAUCCGCCUCAUCGGAGAAGAGAGGCCUCUUUAGACCCUGCAGAACUUGGUCCCUUACCGCCCGGCUGGGAAGAGAGGACUCACACGGACGGAAGGACCUUCUUUAUAAACCACAACACAAGGAGGACUCAGUGGGAAGAUCCGCGCCUCCAGAAUGUAGCAAUAACCGGACCAGCUGUGCCUUAUUCCAGAGAUUACAAACGGAAGUACGAGUUCUUCAGGAAGAAGCUAAAAAAGCCAAAUGACAUUCCAAACAAAUUUGAAUUGAAACUUCACCGAAACGCCAUCCUAGAAGAGUCCUACCGAAGAAUUACAGCAGUGAAGAAGGCCGAGUAUCUGAAAGCGCGGCUGUGGAUUGAAUUUGAUGGUGAAAAAGGCUUGGACUACGGAGGGGUCGCCAGGGAGUGGUUCUUCCUUCUCUCUCGGGAAAUGUUUAACCCUUACUAUGGGCUCUUUGAGUAUUCGGCCAUGGACAACUACACGCGGCAGAUCAACCCGAAUUCCGGGCUGUGCAACGAGGACCACCUCUCGUACUUCAAGUUCAUUGGCCGGGUGGCCGGCAUGGCCGUCUAUCAUGGGAAGCUGCUGGACGGGUUUUUCAUCCGUCCUUUUUAUAAGAUGAUGCUUCAGAAGCCGAUCGGUCUUUGUGACAUGGAAUCCGUGGACAGCGAAUACCACAGCUCUCUGAAAUGGAUCCUCGAAAAUGAUCCCGCAGAACUGGACCUCCGAUUCACAGUGGAUGAAGAGCGUUUCGGGCAGACUUAUCAGCACGAGUUGAAAAGCGGAGGCUCUGAGCUGGUGGUCACAAAUGAGAACAAGCAUGAGUACAUCUACCUCGUGAUCCAAUGGCGCUUUGUGAACAGAAUCAAGAGGCAGAUGGCUGCCUUUAAGGAGGGGUUUUUUGAACUCAUACCACAAGAUCUUAUCAAAAUUUUCGAUGAAAAUGAGCUAGAGCUGCUGAUGUGCGGCUUGGGCGAUGUGGACGUGAAUGACUGGAGGGAGCACACCAAGUACAAAAACGGCUACUGUGCGAAUCAUGUUGUGAUACAAUGGUUUUGGAAGGCUGUGCUGCUGAUGGAUUCCGAAAAACGAAUCAGACUUCUUCAGUUUGUGACGGGCACAUCCCGCGUACCUAUGAAUGGAUUUUCUGAAUUGUAUGUUUUAACCGCUUGGAUUUGCCGCCAUAUGAGUCCUUUGAAGACCUGUGGGACAGACUUCACAUCGCCAUUGAAAACGCUCAGGGGUUUGAUGGGGUUGACUGAGCCCUGGAGCGGCGGCAGCCCUUUCUUUUUCCUGGGCAGCAGCUGGAGAGCGUGGAGGAAGAACCCAGUCUCUUCGAGGGACGUGUUGCUGCAUUUAUUUGCCAGCUGCAUCGAUGGCAUUCUUUCUGGAGUGUUAAUUUCAGCACCUUUCAUAACAUUUCGCCAUUUCAAAGUCUGGCCUGCUUCCUUGACCCGUGCAAGAGAUGCCCUGGCGAGGCUCCUGCCAACCUUGAAUUUACCUCGGGCAAUAUUUGCCAGCUGAGCGCUCUGAGCUACUGAGGAUGAAGCUGUGAGAAAAGCCGCGGGAGUCCCCUUGGGAAGGUCCGUGUGAGUGACGGUCGGUCCGCCUGCCACCCCCGCCACCCCACCCCGGUCUGUGGAAUGGUCGGUCAGCGCAAGGUUUCUCCCUCUUGUGCUUCCAGCCUUUUCCUUCAGACCUUCCAAAGCACUUUAUUGCAUUUUCAGGUAAAGCGUUAUAAUCGCCGUUUCUUAGUAUCUGCUUGGUCUAUUCCACAUGAAGCUGCCGCAUGUCUCCGUUGUUGGAGGCUUUAAGUCAGCAGGACUUGGGACUCUUGCGAGUACAUGCCGGUCUCCUUGGUUCCAGUGCAGCAGGCAGUGCUCCGUGUGAGCCACUCUGCCCAAGAGCAAGGAAGCCCUCUGGCCUGGGGGUCCCCGUUGGCUUCAUGGUGCAGAAGAACUCGAGGCUGGGUCACGUGCUUGGCUUUCAGGGUUCAUAUUUCUAUUUAAGAUUUUUAAUUUUUCAGACUAAAGAUAGUAUGAACUUGAAUGAUAUUUUAAAAUGUUUGAAUUUAUAUUGGACUUGUGAAUUUUUGGUAAGCCGUAUUUUGAUGUUGUCCAACAUGUAGCGUUUUCAGUUCUUGCUUCCUUGCUCCAAGCGCCCCUUGUGCUUUUGAGUCCCACAGUGUUAAGGGACAGCAAGAGGCCUUUUCCAGGUCUAUUGUGGCAGUAUUACAUUGUCCAAGGAUGGAUGCGCCGACAGGUUUUGAGGGCCAAAUUUGGCGAUCCAGUCUGUGCAAGCGAAACUUUUAGCAGAUGGCACCGUGGCACCUGGGGCUGGAUCCGGCCCUGAAAUUUGUUUACAGCUUACACCAAUUCUUGCCCCCACUUCCUGCUGCAUUUUUACAUUUUGUCAGCAUUUGGUCUAGAAACCAAAUAUAAAUACAGGAAAAACCAAAGUUAUUGUCUGUAACGUGCAAUUUCUUAAGAGGUGGCAGUUAAUAGAAAUUCAGCAUAAAGCAGUUUGUAAAGUUAAAUAGGAAUUGCAGAUAUGUUGAUAUGACUGAUAGUUGGUUGAGGCUGGUUUAAAAUCGUUAUCAACUUUAGUUGUGAGAAGUGGGUGUCCAGAAGGCUCCCUCUGCCUGGCCCUUCAGCCUUGUCCCAGCAUGCCUCUGGAGCCCUGCUGUCCAAGCACCACCACCCAACUGCAGCGGGAAGAAUCAAAACCUCUGCUGCCUCGGAGACCAAGUGGCCGAAUGGAGGGACAGCAUGGAGUGGUGGCCUGUGGGCAGCUGGAAAAUCUUGGCACACAGGACUUGCCACGCAUCAUUGGACCUCCACAGUGGGUCCCAUCAGCUUCUGAGGUGGAGUGCGUAUUGCAAAAGUGUCAAAGCAAUGCGAGUGCCUCCAUGCAGAGAAGUUUUGUGAAACCUUUUUGAGUGCUCUGUCGGUAUAAAAUUGAAUGUAACUGUUGGAGUACUUCAACGUAACAAACGAAAAACCUGAAACAGUAAAUUGAAAUUUAUUCUAAUAAAGAUUAGUUUCAUUUUGUUCAAACUA